GGAUAUCAAUACAAUUAUCAAAUCCAAGAUGUUCUAAUUAAUGUGCUCUGCUUCAUUCCAGAUUCUGUAAGCACAAAGAUCAUUCGCAAGUCCAAAUAUAUCAUCACCCUGAAGUGAAAUUGUUCAACCUAAACUAAUAGAGAACCUAAACUAAUAGAGAACCUUGCAGAAAUACUAUAUUCUUCUCCUCAUCUAUACACACGUUCAUCACACCACUUCUAAGUGAUGUCACACAAGAAUUUAGAUUACUUUUUCUUCAGCAGCUCGUGCCAAUAAGAAGCCAAUGCACAAUGAGCAAUUCUACAAACAAGAUCCUCUGGAACUCCCAGGUCUUGUAACAAUUACUCUGCAAAUUCAUUUUGGUAUCUCAUUAAUUUGUGGUUGUAAUCCUGCAACUGCAUCCCCGGAUUGGAGCACAACAAUGAGGUCAUCCUUGUCAGUCUUCUUUAUCUCAACCACACAUGUUUUUUCAAACUUUUUCUCAAUUGUUGGGAGCUCAGAUAAGAUGGUCUCCAAAAUAUGGAUAAUUGGAAAGUUUAACUCAAUAGAGAACCGUCCAUCCUUUUUUCAGAACUCUUUUAGCAGUUAAAAUCCCAGAUAAGGUACAUAACUCAAUAACAUCAGUUUUGGCGAAGCCAUUAACAAAUACUCCGUACUACGUAGGAAAUAAGCACCUGGUAGAGUGGCAUGUCCGCAGAUCUGUCUUGGCAACGAGAGUGAACCAGAAACGUGGAGCUGUGAGGCUCCGAGUUAGUGAUUCGAGUCAGGUAACAAGUCUCGGAAAUGUUGAAUUCCCCAGCAACAGCUUGUAGCCACUCAUCGUCUCUUCCAUCUUUUAACAAACAAAUAGCCGCCAGAUUUCCUUUGAGAGGCAAGUCCGUAAACGCGCCCACCACACAGUUUUGCGGGCAUCUUCUCCACCGCGAGGACGGGCCGAGAAAGGAAUGAGUGGCCGCUGGCCGGCUCAGGAGAGCUCAUUCUUUUUUCCUAAUUGAUGCAUCCCAGGACAAAAUUCGGAUGACCACGGUUAGGGGCUGGUGGCAGUCGAAAU
This is a messenger RNA of Cuscuta epithymum, 1051 nucleotides long. The record is from the annotation of a GenBank genome assembly. NCBI's taxonomy places the organism in Eukaryota, Viridiplantae, Streptophyta, Magnoliopsida, Solanales, Convolvulaceae.